Caenorhabditis remanei is the source of this 558-nucleotide messenger RNA. RefSeq lists its product as uncharacterized. The transcript has 2 exons. Gene Ontology annotation, cellular component: membrane. The coding region runs from base 1 to 558 and encodes 185 amino acids. Gene Ontology annotation, biological process: G protein-coupled receptor signaling pathway. Gene Ontology annotation, molecular function: G protein-coupled receptor activity. The record is from RefSeq and is a predicted model, not a curated record. NCBI's taxonomy places the organism in Eukaryota, Metazoa, Nematoda, Chromadorea, Rhabditida, Rhabditidae.
AUGCUUACUAUCCCCGUCGUCUACUCAUCUACAAUUGUCUUUUGGGGAUUCAUGACAAUGGAUGAUGAAGUCGUCAUGUUCUGUAAUCCGCCACUCGGUCUCUAUCCUACAGUGUCUCGGUUCUGGACGUUCUCCAACGUCAUCAUAAAUACAAUUACCUUAGUAUUGUUCAUCACCCUAAUCUUGGUAUUUUAUUAUAAAGGAAAAAAGCAGAAGAGUGAUACAAGGAAAAUCAUGAAAAGACUCAAAGUGUCUAUUCUAUUUUUCAUCUUUACCUGGUAUAUCGGAUUGUUGGCUGCGGAUCUGUUUGUUGCUCUUGGAUUCACGGGACCCACUCUGAUUUUCAUGAUGAGUAAUUUGGUAUUCUUCGUCCUUAUCUCGUAUUCCCAAUUCUUCUACGUCGUAAUCUGGAGAUCUCCAGAAUACCGAAAUGCGUUUUUGGAGGCCUGGAGUUGUAUUCCUUGUUGUAAAAUUCUCAAAGAGAGACACUCAAAGUCCACGAAAAUAUCUGCAACGGCACAUUCCCAUCAACAAAAUUCAAUGAUGUCAUCGGCGUGA